This is a messenger RNA of Callithrix jacchus (white-tufted-ear marmoset), 4868 nucleotides long. It is a transcript of the gene CENPI, whose product is annotated as centromere protein I. Gene Ontology annotation, biological process: CENP-A containing chromatin assembly; mitotic sister chromatid segregation. NCBI's taxonomy places the organism in Eukaryota, Metazoa, Chordata, Mammalia, Primates, Cebidae. Gene Ontology annotation, cellular component: inner kinetochore; kinetochore. The record is from RefSeq and is a predicted model, not a curated record.
GCUUGGGUCUGGGCGGAAGCGCAUGCGUGCGGGUGGAGUCCGCUUCUUUGAAUUCCCGAGGCGGCAUUCGGUCGUCAGAGGCCUGUGCGGCUAUACGUCGAGUGUGUUAGGACCCUAGGAAACGACUUGGGACCUGUAACCUCCCACUGGGUUGGACAUACAUAGUCCUCUUCUGAUCUGGCCUCAUCUGUUCCACGGAGGUGGGAUUGAAGACGAGGUCUCACUGUGUUGCUCAGACUGGUCUUGAACUCCUAGGCUGAAGGGAACCUCCAGCCUCACCUCCCAAAGUGCUGGUACUACAAGUGUGAACCACCAUGCCUGGUCUUAGUUGUAUACUUACUUAUUGACUCUCACCUCCCCCUUCAAUAACAUAUGCAGUAAUGUCAUCUCAAAAGAGAGGUAAGAACGUCCAGGCACAAAACAGGACUUCACAAGGUAGUAAUAGUUUUCAGACCACGCUUUCAGCCUGGAAAGUAAAGCAGGAUCCAAGCAACUCAAAGAGCAUCUCAAAACAUGGAGAAGACAAUCCAGUGGGAGAUUAUGAACAUGCUGAUGAUCAAGCUGAAGAUGCUCUGCAAAUGGCAGUGGGAUAUUUUGAGAAAGGUCCCAUUAAAACUUCACGGAAUAAAGAUAAAACCUUGGAAAAACACUUGAAAACUGUGGAAAAUGUGGCUUGGAAGAAUGGGUUAGCUUCAGAAGAAAUUGACAUUCUAUUAAAUGUUGCACUCAGUGGCAAAUUUGGAAAUGCUGUAAACACGCGGAUAUUGAAGUGCAUGAUCCCAGCAACGGUAAUAUCAGAAGAUUCUGUGGUUAAGGCUGUCUCCUGGCUUUGUGUUGGCAAGUGUUCUGGUAGCACUAAGGUACUUUUUUAUCGUUGGCUGGUUGCAAUGUUUGACUUCAUUGAUCAUAAGGAGCAAAUUAACUUGCUCUAUGGCUUCUUUUUUGCCUUAUUGCAAGAAGAUGCAUUGUGCCCUUAUGUUUGCCAUUUGUUAUAUUUACUUACCAAAAAAGAGAAUGUCAAACCAUUUCGUGUGAGAAAACUGCUUGAUCUUCAGGCCAAAAUGGGAAUGCAGCCUCAUCUCCAGGCUUUGUUGUCUCUGUAUAAGUUCUUUGCUCCUGCUCUGAUUUCUGUAUCUUUGCCUGUAAGGAAGAAGAUCUAUUUUAAGAAUUCAGAGAAUCUAUGGAAGACGGCUCUGCUUGCCAUGAAGCAAAGAAACCAGGGACCUUCUCCAGAACCUCUGAAAUUGAUGUUAGGUACAGCUAAUGUUCGUCCUCUAAAAAGAAAGUGGAAUUCUCUCUCAGUUAUACCAGUGCUCAAUUCCAGUAGCUGCACUAAAGAAUGUGGAAAAAAAGAGAUGAGUCUUUCUGAUUGUCUGAGUAGAAGUAGAUCAUUUCCACUAGAACAGCUUCAAAGCUUCCCCCAACUUUUACAGAACAUCCAUUGCUUAGAGCUGCCUUCUCAGAUGGGCUCAGUGCUAAACAGCUCUCUGCUGCUUCACUAUAUUAAUUGUGUCAGAGAUGAGCCCGUCUUGCUGAGGUUUUAUUACUGGUUGAGUCAAACAUUACAAGAAGAAUGUAUUUGGUACAAGGUGAAUAAUUAUGAACAUGGAAGAGAAUUUACCAAUUUCCUGGAUACUAUCAUCAGGGCAGAGUGCUUCUUACAAGAGGGAUUUUAUUCUUGUGAAGCUUUCCUGUAUAAGAGCCUUCCUCUCUGGGAUGGCCUCUGUUGUCGGUCACAGUUCCUUCAGCUUGUGAGCUGGAUUCCUUUUAGCAGCUUCUCUGAGGUGAAACCACUUCUUUUUGACCGUCUAGCACAGCUCUUCUUUACAUCAACCAUUUAUUUUAAGUGUAGUGUUCUUCAGAGUCUGAAAGAGCUACUGCAGAAUUGGCUGUUGUGGCUUUCUAUGGACAUUCACAUGAAACCUGUUACAAACAGUCCUCUAGAGACAACUUUGGGUGGAUCCAUGAACUCUGUGUCUAAACUGAUCCACUAUGUAGGGUGCCUGUCCACUACUGCAAUGCGCUUGGAGAGCAACAGUACUUUCUUGCUGCACUUUAUUUUGGAUUUCUAUGAGAAGGUGUGUGACAUAUAUAUAAAUUAUAACCUUCCAUUAGUGGUGCUGUUUCCUCCUGGGAUCUUCUAUUCUGCACUCCUCAGCCUGGAUGCCAGCAUCCUGAACCAGCUGUGUUUUAUUAUGCACAGGUAUCAUAAAAAUUUGACUGCUGCAAAGAAAAAUGAGUUGGUACAAAAGACAAAAUCGGAGUUCAAUUUCAGCAGCAAGACUUAUCAAGAAUUUAAUCACUAUUUGACAUCCAUGGUUGGUUGCCUGUGGACCUCCAAACCCUUUGAGAAAGGAAUAUAUAUUGACCCCAAAAUCCUAGAAAAUACUGGAGUGGCUGAAUAUAAAAAGAGUUUAAAUGUAGUCCAUCAUCCUUCUUUCUUGAAUUACGCUGUUUCCUUUUUGCUACAGGAAAGCCCAGAAGAAAGGACAGUAAACGUGAGCUCUAUUCGGGGAAAGAAAUGGAGCUGGUAUUUGGACUAUUUAUUUUCACAGGGGUUACAAGGCUUGAAACUUUUUAUAAGAAGUAGUGUUCAUCAUUCUUCCGUUACCAGAGCAGAGGGCAUAAACUACAACAAUCAGUAUUAAAUGAAUGUUAACAUAUACUGAGCAUACUGGACUAAACUCCUUCCUUGAUGCUACAGGUAAAGUGGCUGAUCUUGAGUUCCUAUUUUCAUUUCACUGACUGUCACCCUCAAGGAGUACUCAGACUGGCCUUCUGUUCAUGGCUUAGGAGAGCCUUGGCGUGGCUAACUGAUUUUUCAAGAUGCAAAUUCUUUAGCCUACUAGUGAAAAAUUACCCCUUCAUCAUCAGGCUCUGCAUUCUACCAAAUUGUAUAUAAAAAGACACAUCUGUUUUGUGGUAGGAUUUUUUCCACAUUUGUGUGUACUAUGAGCUACAUUGAUGGAAGACAGCAGGUAAUAUGCGGUGACAGGUAAUUCACAGACAUACACAUGCAAAAUACUUAGCUGCCUCUGGGGACAUUCCCAUUUUUCUUACUGUGAACAAUAGCACGAGCACCAAAUUAACAGGAUGCAACAUGUAUGGCUCUAAAAGCCCUAAGUAGUUGGUAACUUCCUGGGCCUUCAAUCAUAUCAAUUUGAUGAGGGAAUGAAGGCGAGAGGAUUUGUUGGGUAAUCAAGACAUUCCUGUAUAUGUUUCAUUUCAUGAAACUGCUCUAUUUUGUUUGUGUAUAUAUGUAUAUGUGUGUGUGUGUAUAUCUAUUAUGUGUGUGUCUGUGGCUUCAGUUUUUAAGUGUUGAGGACUAAAUAAACUAACUGAAAUUUUACUUUCAGAAGGAAGUCUGAAGUUUAAAAAAAAUUAAUAGCUAGAAUAUCGUGCUGAAACUUUACUAUAAAAUUUUGCCUCAGUGCUAUUGAAUAACUCUCCCUUCUAAUAAAAUUUAUAUCAUUUGAGAAGAAUCAAGCUGAAUUAAUUUUUGUCUUUAACAAUGCAUACUUGGGGUUCUUUUUUUCCCCAUUAAGAAAACCAAACCCUAAAUUAUAUUAUUGGAUAGUGUUCAGACUAGAAAUCCCAUUCGUCCAUUGACUCAGUUAAUUGAUUUAAUAAAUAUUUAUUGAGCUCCUUACUCUGUGCCAGGUACUCUUCUGUGUGCUGGUUAUCCAGUUGUGACCAGUACAAAGUAUCUGCAUUUUUUGUUUUUGUUUUUGUUUUUUUGAAAUGGAGUCUCACUCUGUUGCCCAGGCUGGAGAGCGGGUGUAUGAUCUCGACUCACUGCAACCUCUACUUUCUGGUUCAAGCGAUUCUCCUGCCUCAGCUUCCCGAGCAGCAGGGAUUAUAGGUGCCUGCCACAAGGGCCAGCUAAUUUUUGUAUUUUUAGUAGAGACAGAGUUUUGUCAUGUUGGACAGGGUGGUCUUGAACUCUUGACCUCAAGUGAUCCACCCGAUUUGGCCUCCCAAAGUGUUGGGAUUAUAGGCGUGAGCCACUGCACCCAGCCCAAAGUACCUGUUUUUAUGGAGUUUACAUUCCAAUGGAGAAGACAGACAAUAACAAUAUAAGGAAAUGUAACAUAUCAAGUGCUAUAAAGAAAAGGCAGGGAAUGGGGAUAGAAUGUGUUGAAUUUUGUCAAAUGCUUUUUCUGUAUCUUUUGAGAUUGUCAUAUGGCUUUUGUCCUUCAUUCUGUUAACAUGAUAUAUCACAUUUACUGAUUUGUAUAUGUCGAAUCAUCUUUGCAUCCCAGGAUGAAUUCCACUGGGACAGAAUGGGUGAAUUCUGAGAUUCAGAGAUGGGACAGGUUUGGAGGAAUGUGGAAUCAAGUUCUGUUUUGGCUAUGUAAGGUUGGAAAUGCUGCUGUGUAGGCAAUUGGAUAUCCAAGUCUGGCUUCAGGGUACAAUUUGGGAUGGGAAAAACUAAUUUGAGAGUGUUUAGGGAAUAACCAUAACUUUGGAUGAGAUCAUCUAGUACAGCUAGUGAAGAGAAUGUGGCAAAAGAUGGAGACCUAAGAUAUGCCAUCAUUGAGAAGUAGAGGAACCAGCAAAAGACUGAGAAGGACCUACCAGUGACCUAGAAGAAAAAUCAAGAGACUGGUAUUCUGGAAGCCAUCAGAAGAAAGUGUUUCACAAAAGGAAGAUAGUAUUGAAUGGUGUGGAAUGUUGCCUGUAUACCUGGAAAAAAAGCAACUUCGGCUGCUUUUUAAGUAAAUGUGGUAGAGUUUGUACUGUAAAUAACUUUCCAUGUAGCUUUUCAGAUCAUGAUAUUUUGGUCCUUAAGAUCAUAUAGAACUUUCCAUUGUGAGAAGGGAUUUGAUUAUUUUAUCAUUAAAGAAACUUUUCUAAACAAAUUUAUG